AUUCGUCGAAGCAAAAUUAUUUUCUCCAAUGGGGGAAAUUGUCAGUAAUAUUAGCGCGGGAAAAUGGCUAGAGGGAAAUGUCGGGUUUUCAGUUAAUGAGCCUUAUCACGAUGGAAUACAGCAUGGAUUUUCUUCUAAAGAUCCUUGCAUACAACAUCCCAUGGAUGGGCUUUACGAUAAAGUAUAACAUCCUCUGCUUCAACAUAAAGGAUAUGCGACGCCUUCUGGAACUAGCACAAAACGACUGGAAACAAAUGAGCGACGCGCAGGAUAUCGAAAUAAUAAAGAAAUAUUGGGCCAUCGGAAGAUUAAUCACGUCGGUUUCCGCGAGUAAGCGCGGUAUUUCUUUUUGCGCGUGUUCGUUUGUUCGCUCGCUGACGCCUCGGUGACGAUUCAUUCGGUCAUUUGAUUACAGUUUUCAUCUA
Messenger RNA from Harpegnathos saltator (Jerdon's jumping ant), 425 nucleotides. RefSeq lists its product as uncharacterized. NCBI's taxonomy places the organism in Eukaryota, Metazoa, Arthropoda, Insecta, Hymenoptera, Formicidae. Bases 78 to 389 code for a protein of 103 amino acids. The transcript is spliced from 2 exons. The record is from RefSeq and is a predicted model, not a curated record.